AGGCUCCUCUCGGUGCCUGCCCCGCUUUCACCCCGCUGUAAGCGGUGACGGUGAGGCCGGGCGGGGCCUUCGGCGGCCCCGGAAGCAGAGCACCGGUCAGGCUCGGCCGCUGACAGGGCCCGGCGCGGCCCUGGCUCUGGCUGCCGGUGCCGCGUUGCGAGGCUUCGCUACGGCGGGUUUGAUUCUUAGUGUGGCGGCGCCCGGCGCUCGCAGACCACCCAGAAGACACGAUGAGUGUUAAAGCUUUCAAGCUCGUCUCUGCUGUUGAGCGGGAGAUGUUAAUGGGAGACAAAAAUCACAUCAACAUCGAAUGCAUUGAGUGUUGUGGAAAGAACCUCUAUAUUGGAACCAACGACUGCUUUAUCUAUCACUUUAUAUUGGAUGAGAAGGUAUCGACAUCUGGAAAAAUAACUUUUGCAGCCACCAAGCAACUGCAUAAAUACCUGGGCUUCAAGAAGCCCGUGAGUGAGUUGAAAGCAGCCUCUGCACUCACCAGGCUUCUUGUGCUUUGUGAUAACACAAUAACACUAGUUAAUAUGAUGAACUUGGAACCUGUUCCCACUGGCGCUAGAAUCAAAGGAGCUGUGACAUUCACAUUAAAUGAGAAUCCUGUGAGUGGGGACCCUUUCUGCGUUGAAGUCUGCAUUAUCUCAGUCAAGCGACGGACCAUUCAAAUGUUCAUGGUGUUUGAAGACAGGGUCCAGAUAGUGAAGGAAGUGGUUACCCCGGAGCAACCCUGUGCUGUGGCUGUAGAUGGUUACUACUUAUGUCUUGCACUUACUACACAGUAUAUAAUAUUGAAUUAUAAUACUGGAAUCUCCCAGGAUCUGUUUCCCUACUGCAGCGAUGAGAAACGGCCCAUUGUGAAAAGAAUAGGCAGACAAGAGUUCCUGUUGGCUGGUCCUGGAGGGCUAGGCUUCUUUCUUUUUCUAGGCAUGUUUGCAACUGUAGAUGGCAUUUCACAGCGUGCUCCCGUGCACUGGUCGGAGAACGUGAUUGGAGCUGCUUUGUGCUUUCCCUAUGUGGUUGCUCUGGAUGAGGAGUUCAUUACUGUGCACAGCAUGCUGGACCAGCAGCAAAAGCAAACCCUGCCAUUUAAAGAAGGUCAUAUUCUACAGGACUUUGAAGGCAAAGUGAUUGUUGCUACUAAUAAGGGCGUGUAUAUCAUGGUACCGCUGCCUUUGGAAAAGCAGAUUCAGGAUCUUCUAGCUAGCCACAGGGUGGAAGAAGCCCUCGUUCUAGCAAAAGGAGCUCGAAGGAAUAUUCCAAAAGAGAAAUUUCAGGUAAUGUACAAACGAAUCUUGCAGCAAGCAGGUUUUAUACAGUUUGCACAGCUUCAGUUCCUUGAAGCAAAAGAACUCUUCAGAAGCGGCCAGCUUGAUGUCCGGGAGCUGAUCUCUCUCUACCCCUUCCUGUUGCCUACUUCCUCUUCAUUUAUACGGUCUCAUCCUCCGCUGCAUGAAUAUGCUGACCUAAACCAGCUGACGCAAGGGGACCAGGAGAAGAUGAUCAAAUGCAAACGAUUCCUCAUGAGUUACUUGAAUGAAGUCCGCAGCACUGAGGUUGCAAAUGGCUACAAGGAAGAUAUCGACACGGCCUUACUUAAGUUAUAUGCAGAGGCAAAUCAUGAAAGUCUGCUGGAUCUGCUGGUUUCAGAGAACUUUUGUCUUCUAACAGAUAGCGCUGCCUGGCUGGAAAAGCACAAAAAGUAUUUUGCCCUUGGUCUUCUGUAUCACUACAAUGGUCAAGAUGCCGCAGCACUUCAGUUAUGGGUGCAAAUAGUUGAUGGAGACAUCGAAGACUCUACACGUUCAGAUCUGUAUGAAUAUGUAGUAGACUUCCUGACAUUCUGCUCAGACCAGGAUCUGGUGUGGAAAUACUCUGAAUGGGUUUUACAAAAAAAUGAAGAGGUUGGAGUGCAGAUUUUCACUAAAAGACCUUUGGAAGAACAAGAGAAAAACAACAUUGAUCCAGAUGAUAUCAUCAGUUGCCUUAACAAAUAUCCUAAAGCACGUAUUAAGUAUCUAGAGCAUCUUGUAUUGGAAAGAAAAAUAGAGAAAGAAAAGUACCACACUCAUCUAGCUGCCUUGUAUUUGGAGGCGAUACUUCAUCUAAAAUCUGGGACCACAGAUAACUGUAUGGAAACAAUUGAACUGCUGUUGAAACUACGCAGCCUUCUUCAGAAAUCUGAUCUUUAUAGGAUUCACUUUAUUUUGGACAAAAUCCGUGGCACAGACCUUCACAUGGAAAGUGCAAUUUUAUAUGGAAAACUAGAAGAACACGAGAAGGCUUUGCAUAUCCUUGUUCAUGAGUUAAAGGACUUCCGUGCUGCUGAAGAAUACUGUAUAUGGAACUCUGAGAACAGAGAUCUACCGUACAGACGGAGGCUCUUCCAUAUGCUGCUGUCAGUAUAUCUGAAUCCAGACACUUCGGAUUGUGCACUCGUCACGGCUGCUGUAGAUCUCUUGAAUAACCACGCUGCUGAGUUUGAUGCAGCUCUGGUUUUGCAGCUGGUGCCUGACAGCUGGUCAGUGCAGCUCCUCUCCCCAUUCCUGGCUGGAGCGGUGAGGCAAAGCAUUCAUACAAAAAGAAUGACUCAGGUUGCACUUGGGUUAGCACAAGCCGAAAACUUGAUCUACAAAUAUGAGAAGGUCAAACAUAAAGGAACUCCAAUUCUCCUUUCGGACAAAAAGGUCUGUCAGGUGUGCCAAAAUCCUUUCUGUGAGCCCGCAUUUGUAAGAUACCCAAAUGGGGGUAUGGUCCACACACACUGUGCUGCAAACAGACAUCUGAACUCAAAUGUGACUCCUUGCUCUUCCAGCUCCAGCAGUGAGACUUGAAAUAUGUUCCAGGUUCCAGAGGUUCCCAUGACUUAUAUCACACUGAAAGUGGACUGAAAAAUUGAAAGAAACCAAGUGCAGCUACUUUAAGCAUAAAUCAAGAUGAACAGAUAGUUAUUGGGUUAAUGGGAAGACUUAAGUAUAAAAUAUGGCCAAUUGCCUCUCGGUUUCUAAUGAAUGUAAAUAGAGGGGAAAAAAAAUCACUACCAGAAAUGGAGAGGUGCAAAUAUAGACUUCUGUAUAUAGUAAUAAGCAGUCAAAGAAAGUGAGCCUUUUUUUCCACAGUGAGGACUAAUGUUACGGAGACAAGGUAAACCAUUAUUUUCAGAAAUGUCACUUUGCACUGAAUGUGGUGUUGAUACAUUUGUAGAGGUGGAGAUGGUAUCUAUUGGAGUAGGAAUUCUUGGAGCAUUGCACAAGACUGCCAACGUGCAGCUGACUGUCAGGACAGAAACACUUUGCUCAUGAUGUUUGCUGCAGCACAUCCUCAUUUGGGCUGGAUUCUCUUCCCCAGGAUCAAUAAUGAACGUGUUCUUUGCUCUACAAGUUGUUGGCUUUUGCACUUUUUCGUACUCUUAUUUCCUUCCUCUCUCCUCUGCUGUAUAGAAUUUAAACUUAAGCGCUAGCCCGAUAAUUUUCUGCUCCUAUCGUUACUGUAGUAAACUGAGUGGAAACUGAUAGACUUGGUCACACAGCUGCGCGUGGAUGAAGAAAUGAAGUCAGAUUACCUGGUCAGACUGUAGUCACUUUUUUAUGGGAAAAGAAACUUUUAAUAUUGGUUUAUUUAUUAAUAUGCAAAUAUACUGUACAUACAGUUGAAUACAUUUAUCUUAUAUCAUCAUGGAGGAUAAAGGAUGUAGCUGAUGUGGGAGUGUGUAGGUUAUGUGCUUAAAUGUUUGUUAUAACUUAAGCAGACUGAAACUCAACAAGAAUGGGUAUUAAUACCUGUGGAUUACUUAGUGCAAUCAUGGGAAGGUGGCAUAACUGGGAAGAAAUCUUCUAAGGUGCACUACAGAGAUAUUGGAUUUGUUGUGUUCUACAAAAUGUUCUGUAAACUACAGUUUUCCAGACAGCAGCAAAACUUGUACUGAAUAAGCACGAUAAAUCAUUCAACCAUUUUAAAGCAGUUGAUGGGCUGCUUCCCACAAGAGAGGCUCAAAAACAGUAGCUCAAAUAAAAUAGUAUUUCAAAGUGAAAGCUCAAUGCAGCUGAGAGUGCCAGUAGAGCUGAUUACUGCUUUAGUGUUCCAAACCAGAGCUGAGUCUUUCAGCAGGGCAGGUUAUUUGCGUGGUAGCAUCUGGAUGUGGGCUUGGAAGAGAUCUCCUGUUACAGAAACAUCGGCUUAUGGAACAGCUUUUUCAACACCAGAAAUGGGCAACCAAGACUACAUGUGGGGGGGUUGGAGGGGAGUAUCCAUUUCUUUGUCUUGAAAGUAAAAGUCAUUUGGAUCUUUGCUGAGUCAGAAUUCAGUAGUGCUGUUGUAUUGAGUUUUAAAGAAAGUAAUUAAGUUUUGCAGCUCCUUCUGCUCAGACAUGAAAGACAAACUUAAUGAAAAGCACCUUCCGAAAGGCGUUCUCUCAUUUCUGAGUUGUGGUACGAGUGAUCCUCCUGUGUAGCCUUGGUAUGAGCAGGUUCUGUGUCUCAUAUUUCUGAUUUCUGAGCAACCUGUGUACAAACAGCAAUGAGAAAUUUCUAGUUCCACGUCUUCAAAACAGUUGCAGGUAGGGGCGGAGGCUUUACAAAGAUUGGAGAAGCCAGUUGUGUUCAUUGGCGUGCUGCUUAUAGAUACUUCCUUUUGCUGUGAGCAUCCUCAGUGUGCUCUUUGUUUCUGUCUUAUAGGGAGGUAAUGAAGCAGACGUCACUCUCUGAGCUUAAGGUGUUCAGACCAUGAGGUAGUGAUGAGCUCUGUCAACUCGUGUUGCAAUGGAAUAGAGAUCAUAUUAUUCGGAUUACAUCAAAACAAUUAAUUAUUAUGGUGUGAAAAGAUACAUCAGUAAAAUACGUAAGGAUUAUUAAUAAAGAUUUUCUUCAGGGUUUUACUUUUGAUUUAAAAUAUAGCAGAAACAAAUACAUGAAUAGGAGCAAUGCUAAGGUAGCAGAUUUGCAAUCACAGAUGACCAAGAAGGCAAUUAAUGUUUAAUUUGGGAGAUUGGAUCCUUUUAGUUCUCCAGGAACGUGGAGUGGAAAAACACUAACAUUUGUUUAUGCAUUUUCACCUGUUGGGUUUUUUUUUCUUCUUUCAGUAAAAUUGUGUGUUAUGACUCGUGUGGAUGAGUUAAUGUGUAAGUCCCUCAGAAGUAAAAUGAAAAAGCAAAAGCAGAGUUAUGAGGCUGAGGUAGGGCCUUAGGAGCGCUGUGGCGGGUGAGCGGUGCUGUUGUAGCGAGUGUACAGCACUUCAGCACCAGGGAUAACGCUCAACCAGGGGAGAUGGUAGCCCGUGUCAGGGUGGUGUGUGUUAUCCUCUGUUUUAUAGCCAGGAAAUACAUGAAAGUGUGUGCACUGAAGUGCCCUUUGGCAGGGCAACCACUACACCUGUCAGGCUCUGGAAGGUUAAGCUUGAUGUGAUCUUUAGGAGUUCUUAGACCUGCCCUUGGAGAAGAGAGAUUCAGUCAGAAUAUUUUUUCUUUAUGCAGCUGUUGAUAAGGUUAAAAAGAAGUGUGUGUGUGUGUGUUAUAUACAUAUGUAUGUGUUUAUAUAUACAUAUAUUGUGGGUCAUCAUGUGAUGUUUUUUUCCCUCCCUAAGGCAGAAAAGAGAGGAGAAAAAAAAGAAGUGCCUAUAAUCUGAUGCUCUGUUCAGAUGAAUAGCCGUGUGCUUAUGACUAGAGAGAAUUUCAGAUAGGUCUUAAUUUCUGUGAUUUAAAGAAGAAAAAUAAUCAUGUCACUAGUAGUACAAGAAUAAUGGGCUGAAAGUGUGGAGAAAACAAAUCUUGUUAUACAGAGCACAUUACAUGUUACCUAUGGGCUGACAGCUUCAGGCAGCAUUGUGGCUUCUUGGUUACAAGAGGAAAUUGUAUUUAGUGCCAACCUCCAAAAGCUCUUAACUUGCGUCACAGUUCUAACACUAAAUUGUAGGUAUAAGUCUGAAGAGUUCUGGAUGUUCCUUGGCAUCACUUAAGCACAUCAACAACACAAAACCUGAGUAAUGUCGGCUGUGGGAAGGUAGCGGUAGGGGUGGGUAGUAUGUAUGUUUUAAGACCUCUGUUAUAUUCUGGAAAACACAAGCAUUAUCCUAACUGUCUACUUAGUCUUUAUAACAGAAUCUCCUGUUUGCUGGACUCCUAUCCCAAAUGACAUUAAAAGUGUUAUUUUCUACAGUUAUAAGAGAUAAAUUCAUUUUACUACACUUCUCAGUUUGCUUAGAUCUAACUCUACCUUAACCAGUACCUAUCCAUUGAGUUGCCCUCCUAUUGCCUCUACUGUUUUGUUUUCUCCUGCUGUACAAAACUUCAGAGCUUGUGCCCUGUGAGCACUGAUAAUUAAACGUGCUGCUAUUUUUAAAGGGAAAAAGAAAGAGGAAUAAUGUUCUGUAAUGUUCGAUUAAAAAGCUAAAAGUCCCUUGCAUUAAAUUGGUCCGAUGGAAAUUGAUACUGUUCGUGCUUUCUGAACUAACGAUUAUGUUGGUGAACGUAUACAGCAGUAUGUGAGAUGUACAAAUGUAUAAAUAUGUUGAUUUGUAAUAAAACUUCUUUUAAUUACA
Molecule: messenger RNA, 6537 nt
Organism: Coturnix japonica (Japanese quail)
Lineage: Eukaryota; Metazoa; Chordata; Aves; Galliformes; Phasianidae
Gene: TGFBRAP1
Product: transforming growth factor beta receptor associated protein 1
Biological process (GO): autophagy; vesicle-mediated transport; endosomal vesicle fusion
Cellular component (GO): cytoplasm; membrane
Source: RefSeq, a predicted model, not a curated record